AUGCCGCGCUCCGCACCAUCGUCGCCCACAAAGAAGGCGCAGCCUGCCUCUCUUGCUGCCGAAAAGCCGAGCGCGCAACUGUCUGCAGCUAUGGACGUCGAUGCGGAGCCCUCGAACCAAGACGCUUCGACGAGCCAGGCGGCCGCCUCGGGCAAGAACCGUAGCCGCAAGAGCAAAAAGAGCAUCUUCCGCUCCAAGGAUCGCUCUGCCGCUUUCUCGCCCUUCCAAACCAUCAGCGAAGGCCGCGUAUCGCGUCUGCCGGUCAUCUUCACCCGCGAUGCCGACUACUUCUUCGCAGUCUCCAAAACAUCGGUGCGCAUCUACUCGCGCACCACCGGUCAGGUCGUCUCGACGCUCUCCAGCGGCCCAGGAUCGCACUUUGCCGCCAUCACCGCCAUCAUGAUCAACCCGGCGAAUCCUCUGCAGCUGCUCACCGCAUCGCUCGACGGCUGCGUCAAGGUCUGGGACUUUCUCGACGGCAUUCUGCUCUCCUCCUUCGACCUCCAGCUUCCCAUCUCGGGAAUGACCGCGCACGAGUCCAGCCCCAACACGCUCUACGUGCUCUUGAAGAAGUUCCGCCACCGUGAUGCCGACACUGCUCCCAAGAACCUGUCCGAGAUCCUGGCUGUGCUCGAGAGCGGCGCGCCUUUCAACAGCAUCAUCGCUCACUUCAGCCUCGACCUCGCCUCCCACGCACACGCCUAUCCCGCCUUGCCCAAGUUCGCCCGUGGCGCUUCCAUCCGCCCCGAAGUCUCACGUAUCGGCAAGACGCGCGAGGCUGUCUCCAUCGGCGUUUCGCCCAACGGCGAAUGGCUCGUCGUCGUCGGAAACGACAAGGUCCAGGUCGCCAGGACGCACGACCUUGCCUCGGGCUUCACCCGUUUCAUCUCCUCCCAUCCCGGCGCACAGCAUCAGCGCGAUUCGAUGACUUGCAUGGCCUUCCACCCCACCGACCCGACCCGUCUUGUCACUGGCGACGCUUCCGGUCGCAUUCGCGUCUGGUACUGCCUUCAAAAGAACUUCAUGGCUCCUUCCAAAGCAGAGGCGGAUGACGGCAUGGAAAGGCAUGCACCCUCGACCGUCUUGCACUGGCACGCCCAUGCCGUCUCCUCGCUUUGCUUCUCGCCCAACGGAGCUCACCUUCUCUCCGGAGGCGAAGAGGGUGUCCUCGUCGUCUGGCACUUGGGCGCUUCGGGCAACGCCGCCUCCAAAGAGUUUGUCCCGCGUCUGGGCGCCCCGCUCUCGGCCAUCGCCGUCGCCAACGGACUGGACGGAAGGGAGCAGGAGUACGCGGUCUCGCUGGCCGACGGCAGCAUCACCUUUGUCUCGUCCAUGUCGCUCAAACCCACCAGGAGCUUCACCCGUAUCAAGAUCGACGCAUCGCGCUACCUUCCAGGCGCCUCGCUCCCAGCCAGCACGCAUGUGCCGCUCGCCGUGCAUCCCGCAAGCCGCAACAUCGUUCUCUUGGCCGGCCAUCCGUCGUCUCUGCAAUUCUACGACCCCAUAAAGGAUGCCAACACCGCCGAGCUCGAAGUCGCCCCCUCCAACCGCGUCUCGCGUGUGGAAGAUGAACAGAUCGAGCCCACCCGCGUCGAGCGCGUCGUCUUCUCCCCCUUCAUUUCCGCCAAGACGGCUGAGGCCGGCGAGUGGAUGGUCACCUUCGACAGUCGCAACCUCUCCGAUGGCGACGACGACGUCGAGGUGAUCGCCGAGUCCAGCCUCAAGUUCUGGAGGUGGAAUCCCAUCAACCGACGCUACGUGCUCAACACCCGCAUCGACCGACCCCACAACGCACGACGCAUCACCUCCAUCACCUUUUCGCCCAUCGACGCGCUCGUCGUCACCACCGCCACCGAUGGAAAGGUGCGCACUUGGCACUUGGCCUCGCGCAAACUCAAGUCGGGCAAGAACGAAAGCUAUUGGGCCUGCCGCUCCGUCUUCGGCUACCGCCAGCAGCUUCCCACUACCACUGCCUUCUCUGCCGACGGCUCGAUCCUUGCUGUUGGCCAGGUCGGUUCUGUCACGCUGUGGAGCCCCGAGAGCAACCUCAUGUCGAUGGUCAUCUCUGCUCCCGAGUUGGCCAACGGAGUGGAAAGCCUUGCCUUCUCCGGCCGCUACCUCGGCAUCGCUGCGGGCUCGGCGGUGCUCGUUUGGGAUCUAAUCCUCUCGCGCCAAGUCUCACGCAAAGGGCUCGAGACCGGAAAGCAGGCCAACCUGCUCCUCCCAACCACUAGCUCAGCUGACACUGCCGAAGAAGUCGACCGACCCCUUUUCACGCUCGUGUCGUCUACUGCCGACGCACACGAUGCUGCUGGCUCAGAGGCCUCGGCGACUCGACAGGCAAAGACCAUCGUGGAGACCGUCUCGCUGGUCUCGGACCGCGAAAUGGCCACAUCGUCGGCUGCCGUGUCGGCCCAUGCCGCCAGCAAGGCAGCAUCGGGCUCGGGUCAGCGGGUGAUUUUCCGCACAUCGGUCGCUGCUGUAGCGCCCGUACCGCUGCCUGCCGGAGCGCGUGCUCAGGCACAGGACUUUGUCGCAGUCAGCACCGAGAUGGAUCUCGUCACCUUCUCAUCUUCGCCUUCGUCGUCGACCGCAGCCGGAGCGGACGCCACAGCAGAGAGCAUUCGGGGCAUUUCGAGCGUCAAGAAAACGCUCUUUGACGACCUCUUCGGUCCAUCGGCCUUCCAUGAUGCCCGCGACGAAGCGCAAGACGAUGACGACCAGGCUAGUGCCGUGGCUAACGCCAAUCUUGUCGCUGGCACCGUGGGCUCGGGAGUCGCUUCGCUGUUCUCGACGGCCCCGCAUCUUCUGCCACCUGCAACGCUCCUCUUUGACGCCUUCUUGUCCAAGAUGCUGCCUCCUGCCAUGGCGGCACCGUCGGCUGCCGCUGCACCGACAACGAAUGCCCAUCUGGACGCCACAGUCGACGACGUAGACAAGAAGGACGCAGAGGCACGAAAGGCAGACGCGGUUGCAUCAGGCGAACGCGGCAUCUCGGACGUUUUGCUCGCUGAUACAGACGAGUUGGUGGAGCUUUUCAAAAACCAGAUCCUGACUGAGGACGUCACGAAGACGGACGCGCCGGUCAAAGUGAACGGCACUUCGGCUGUAGCGACCCCGUCGAAGAAGUCUUCGACUCCGGUCAAAGCCAAUGGUGUCUCCAAAACUCCGCUCUCUAAAGGCCUCUCCGCUGCAAGCCAGAACGGCACGCCGCUCACACCCGCUGGCUCCAAGCAGGAGGCGCUCGUCCAGUCGCCUUCGGUGUCUUCCAGGAAGCGCAAGCAGUGA
This is a messenger RNA of Moesziomyces antarcticus, 3288 nucleotides long. Its product is annotated as WD40 repeat-like protein. The coding region runs from base 1 to 3288 and encodes 1095 amino acids. The record is from RefSeq and is a predicted model, not a curated record. Gene Ontology annotation, cellular component: nucleolus. Gene Ontology annotation, biological process: positive regulation of transcription by RNA polymerase I; positive regulation of rRNA processing. Gene Ontology annotation, molecular function: RNA binding; protein binding. Lineage: Eukaryota; Fungi; Basidiomycota; Ustilaginomycetes; Ustilaginales; Ustilaginaceae. The transcript has a single exon.